This is a messenger RNA of Alexandromys fortis (reed vole), 339 nucleotides long. Its product is annotated as ATP synthase membrane subunit K, mitochondrial-like. The record is from RefSeq and is a predicted model, not a curated record. Bases 54 to 227 code for a protein of 57 amino acids. The transcript has a single exon. Lineage: Eukaryota; Metazoa; Chordata; Mammalia; Rodentia; Cricetidae.
UUUGUUGAAGGACAUCAGCUGCGGAAUUUGUGAUUUGGGCGAAGAUUGAAGUCAUGGCUGGUCCUGAAAAUGAUGCCCAGUUCCAGUUCACUGGUAUUAAAAAAUAUUUCAACUCUUAUACUCUCACAGGUAGAAUGAAUUGUGUUCUGGCCAAAUAUGGAGGCAUUGCUUUGUUGGUCCUAUACUUCAAGUUAAGGCCUAAAAAAACUCCAGCUGUGAAAGCAUAACUGGGUCUUUCAAUGUCUGACCUCAUCUGUUAAGUUCCAUGCCUGAAGAAGCUGAUGUCAACUCAUCAUGUGAUACUCAAUUUGUACAAUAAAUUAUGAACCUGGAAAAAAA